This is a messenger RNA of Sclerotinia borealis F-4128, 1422 nucleotides long. The record is from the annotation of a GenBank genome assembly. Lineage: Eukaryota; Fungi; Ascomycota; Leotiomycetes; Helotiales; Sclerotiniaceae.
AUGGUCGGUGUUCCAACAAGUAAUCGAUGUGAUAAUUGUCGGAAGAGGAAGAAGAAGUGUGGAGAGCAACGUCCAUCUUGCGCAGAAUGUAUCCGUAGUGGUUGGGACUGUCCAGGGUAUCCAAUCCGUUGGAAGUUUAUGGACGAAUCGGCUAGACUGGCGAAGAUGUAUUCACACAGGAAAUAUGUCUAUGACUGCGAUGCUACGAGCAUAGACGUGAUUGGCCCAGAUGAAACCAUUGUUAGUUCUAGGAAAACUAGCUCAGAUAUGUUUAUUCUAGAAGACUUCGAAGGUUUCUCACUCGGAAUUCCCCGAUUUAAUGGCGAUAAUCCCCUGGCUACUAAGUUGUCGUUCUGCCUAGGAUGUAGAGUAAAAGGGGAUCUAGUUCCUCUCUGGCUACUUGGAUCAUUUUUCCAAUAUGUACCCGGUCGAUUAGGUCGCAGCAGCGCUCUGGACGAUGCAAUGUCAUGUAUCUGCAGUAUAUAUUGCGAUCGAUCUUCGAAUGAAUAUACCGCGUCCAAGCUCAUCUGCAAGAAAUACGUCCGAGCCUUGUCUUCGUUGCGAAAAUGCUUGGCCGACGAGUAUCUUCGGUUGCGGUCAGAAACCUUAUGUGCAUCUCUUCUGUUGCAGAUGUGUGAACUCGUUGUGAAUGUCGAUAAAGGCAAAUGGGGUGAUCUCGUUCGAGGGACUGCUCAGCUUAUUCAAAGACGUGGUGUUGAGCGAUAUAAAGAUCCAUUUGAUCUUGGAAUGCUUGAAUCUCAGUUGAGUUAUAUUGUUGUUCAAUCUGCUAAGUCUGAAGAAGACUGCUAUCUUCGCCAGUCCGAGUGGAGGGCAUUACUUACCACCAAUUCUACAUGGCCCAGCGAUUCAAUCACCGCCAAGGAACUCAAGUCCCUACAACUACGCAUUGAGUUGUGCAAUCUUUUGUUCGAACUACCCAGUGUUCUCAGGGACGUUUCCUCGUUUCAAAAGAGAUCCGGUGCAUUCCUAUCCAGUUUUGAUCCUUUCUUAAUGGAUAAAAUACUAGGAAUAUACAUCAAUAUGAAAGCAUGGAUACAUUGCAGAGUCGAGCCCCAUGUUGUUUCUGAUUCCUUCGAUCUCACUGGACCUCAAGUUAAAUAUCCAGAUAUGAUUGCGGCUAUUGUGGAUUGUGUGGCAAAUACGACGCUCCUCGCACUCGAUAAGAUUAUUUGCUUAUUCUGCCAUGGAAACAUGCCAGCGCACACGAUUGACACAUUUGACGGCCCUGAAACAGUAGAAGGCUGGUAUUGCCGUGCGUUCACAGCGUUCGAGUUUGUUCAAAGUGAAUCAACACUUGCUGCUAAACCUCUAGAGAUUGGGUUGCGACAAUUCCAAUCAUCUACCAGUAGUCCGUCUUCCUAUACAGCCCAAUGCGCGAAAUAUUCCCACAAAGCUCAAUAA